UGUUACAACGUAGGGUAAUAUGCUCUUUUUAUCCUUUUAAAAUUAUUUUUUGAUGUGACGAAGAUUCAAAAUUGAUUGCAUCAACUAAAAAUAUAGAAAAAAGUAAUCUAUAGCUACCAGUAUGACCUGUAAUUGAAUCGCAGAACAGAAAGACGAGAACCAUGGCGGCGGUCCUGUUGGCGAGAUUGUAUUUUCACGGUGUCGAACGUUUUUCUGACCGAGAGUACAAGCGCUGAAGGAACAAUAUCGUAAAAGUUGAAACAGACGAAAAAAUGAAUCACUCUAGCGAAUCUAGCGAUUCGGACGACGGCGGAGAUGAUCAAGAAGGGUCUUCUUUUUCGAAAACGAACAUCAAGAAUGCUUUAACAUCUUUUAGAGAACAAUGGCAACGUGAAUUAGAAAUAUCACCGAAACGGGAACGAUCUAAAGCGCAAUUCAUGAAAACGGUUCAAGUUGAUGUUUCUAACGACGAAGAAUCGAUCGAAAACAAUGCAAAAAACUUGUUUGUGAAAGGAAUUGAAUAUGAGGAAAAGGGAAAGUUAUAUGAAGCAAUUCAAUUUUACAAACGUGCUGUAUUAUUAGUUCCUGACAUUGAAUUUCGUUUGUAUGAAUCAACUAAACUAAAAUCAAAUGAAGAUAAUCAUGAUGGAUUUGAUAAUAAUGUAAAUGAUAUUGAUGAUAAUGCUGAAGCUCAUACUGAAGAAGAUGAAGAAGAAUGUGAUUUAUUUGUUAAAUUAUGCAAAAUUGUAAACCAUAAUAAAUGUGUUUGUUUUCCUAAAUUUGAGCAAAAUACAAUCCAUAUUUCUGCCUUGCCUAUGGAAAUUGUACUUUAUAUCUUGAGGUGGGUUGUAUCUUCAGAGCUUGACUUAAGGUCUCUUGAAAUGUUCUCCAGAGUAUGCCGUGGAUUUUAUAUAUCUGCAAGAGAUACAGAAAUAUGGAGACUUGCCUGUGUUAGAGUAUGGGGUGUAAAUUGUGGUACCUAUGCUCCAAAAUAUCAAUCAUGGAGGGAAAUGUAUUUACAACGGCCUAGACUAAGAUAUAAUGGAUGUUAUAUUAGUAAAACGAGUUAUAUUCGCGAUGGUGAAAAUAGUUUCCAAGAUCGAUUUUAUAGACCUUGGCAUCUGGUGGAAUACUUCAGGUACCUGAGAUUUUUUCCCGAAGGAAAAGUUUUGAUGUUAACUUCAACUGAUGAUGCACAAAGUUGUGUGAACUCCCUAAAAUACCGUAUUCCACGAAAUCCAUUGGUUCUUAUUGGUCAUUAUAGAUUACACGAUAAUUGCGUUACUUUAGUGCUCAAAAAACAAGAGGUAAAAGGUGUUACUACAUACAGAAAGAAUAAAAAGGAACCUAUGCAUGAUAGUGGGGAACAAACAUUUCAUAUUGAAUUUGAGAUUCAAGAUCACCAUAGACGGUUGAAUUCGCAAUUAAAAUGGCUCAGUUAUACUAUAUUUACAAAGUAUAGAAAUGGUCAUGAAGCGAAAAUGUGCUUGAAAGAACCAUCUGUAAGAGAAUGGAGAGUAUCGGCCAUUGGUGGGCGAUAUCCACCACUUAAAUUUAGUAGAGUUAAAAGUUAUACCCAAGAAAGUGAGGCUCCUUUACAAUAGCUAUAAUUCCAUACAAAAUUAUUAAUCGUCUGGAUCACGUAAGAGUACAAUAAUGGAACUGAAAUUAAGAGAAGACUAAAUUUUUUGAG
Habropoda laboriosa is the source of this 1693-nucleotide messenger RNA. Its product is annotated as F-box only protein 9. The transcript is spliced from 7 exons. Bases 273 to 1604 code for a protein of 443 amino acids. The record is from RefSeq and is a predicted model, not a curated record. Gene Ontology annotation, molecular function: protein binding. Lineage: Eukaryota; Metazoa; Arthropoda; Insecta; Hymenoptera; Apidae. Gene Ontology annotation, biological process: SCF-dependent proteasomal ubiquitin-dependent protein catabolic process. Gene Ontology annotation, cellular component: SCF ubiquitin ligase complex.